AUGCCUCGAUGCAUCAAUUGGCUUUUUCCUGUCUUGUCCUUGUUCUUUGUCACUGUCAACGCAGCUACGACAUUUCCACGUGCGCUUGACGUAGCUGCGACGUUUCGUGGAUAUGCGGUAUACAAGCGAUUGAAGUUCCAUCGCCUGUUGAUGAUCCUGGCACUGAAUGCAAUUAAAGCAACAAUGAAAUUAGCGUUAAUUGGAGGUUCGUCGUCGUCAUCAGUCACGCUAAAUCAGUACCUGGAGCUGUGUCGAUCAGUGCAUAAAUUAUUCUUCCAACUACUACUCAUCACCGAUAAAUUUGAUGAAAUGAUAAAGGGAAUAACAAAUGUUCCCGAUGCUCAGGACACAGAUAUGUCAUCGGAAGUGCUCUGUCUGCACAGAUGCUUGCUUGCAAGCAUACCAGAUUCGGUGCAUGCCGUGGAAAAUACUGUCCCAGGAUUGUCGUUGGAGUCCAAUACCGAUGGGCUGCUAAUGUUUUUGCAAAAGAAGCAGUACAAAAAUGCACUGCAUACUCUCCGCCAGCUAAGUAAAGAUUAG
This is a messenger RNA of Gongylonema pulchrum, 540 nucleotides long. Lineage: Eukaryota; Metazoa; Nematoda; Chromadorea; Rhabditida; Gongylonematidae. The record is from the annotation of a GenBank genome assembly.